Molecule: messenger RNA, 1347 nt
Organism: Manihot esculenta (cassava)
Lineage: Eukaryota; Viridiplantae; Streptophyta; Magnoliopsida; Malpighiales; Euphorbiaceae
Product: zinc finger protein CONSTANS-LIKE 4
Exons: 2
Coding region: 353-1165 (270 amino acids)
Molecular function (GO): zinc ion binding
Source: RefSeq, a predicted model, not a curated record
UAGUAAACAUGGUCAUUGGCGCAGAGAAUUCUGAAUUGUAAAAAGCAGAGUCGUUUUGAAGAAGCUUAGGGAAAGGGAAAGAAAGCAAGCAAGCAGCAGCCGGUGAGAUUAUUCUUUUUUAAAUAGUAUUUGAGAGAAAGAGAAAAUUCCCCAAAAAAAAAAAAAAGAGCUCCACUGAAAGCCCACCACUCAUAAGCAUAAAAAAUAUCACGUAAUUAAAUGCGGGAAAUUAGGGUGGUUUCCAUAAAACCCUGCAAGUUGCACGUUUCCCCUUCCUCAUCUUUCUUCUUUUUCUUGUUCAAUAGAAUCUUCAGACCCCAAAGGAGAAUACAGAGAACUCAGACGAAGAGAGAUGAAAGGUUGCGAGCUCUGUGGUGCCGCCGCGAGAAUGUAUUGCGAAUCGGACCAGGCUAGCUUGUGUUGGGACUGCGAUGAGAAGGUUCACUGUGCUAACUUUCUUGUGGCCAAGCAUUGCAGAAGUCUUCUUUGCCAAGUUUGUCAAUCUCCGACGCCGUGGAAAGCCUCAGGUCCUAAGUUUGGGCCUACUGUUUCUAUAUGUGAAUCUUGUUUUUCUUUGCAUAAGGGAAAAGAAGGUGAAAUCGGUCACGAUCGGACCGAGAGCGAAGAAGGAAAUGAGCAGGAAGAUGAAAUUUUAGAUGAUAGUGAUGAUUAUGAUGAUGAGGAUGAUGAAGAUGAGGAGGAGGAGGAGGAAGAAGAAGAAGAGGAUGGGGAGAAUCAGGUCGUGCCCUGGUCAGUUACGUCGCCUUCUCCUCCGGUGGCGAGUUCUUCGAGUAGCGAAGAGGAAAUUUCAACUGGAUUUUUUGGAGGGAGUGCGGCGGCGUUGAAGCGGAUGCGAGAGGAUAAUGCUGAUCUUGAUUCUGAUGAUGAGAAUGGAUGCUCCUCUUCUCAUUUAGGCUGUGGAAGACUAAGCAACGAAGAAGGCAAUUCGAUGGCUUCAUUUAGACCAUUGAAGCAAGCAAGAACAAACUGUGGAGUUGGUGAAGUAGAAGAAGAUCACGAUCAUAAUAAUGGUCAAGUAGAGUCAAGAUCAACCGCCAUUAUUGAAUCCCUCAAGAGACUCCAGAGCGAAAUGGUAUCCAACACAGAAAGCGCAUCUGCAACCAUUCUUCGGUUUAGCAGAUUGAGCAGAUAUCCCAGCCGUUGAUUUCAAUUCAACUAAGUCUUUCUUUCCCAUUUUGAAACCAUACAUUUCGUGAUCAUUUUCAGUAGUGUUAAUUAUUUCUUUGCUAUUCUAAUAUGCUAAUCCCGCUGCUUCUUUUUUUUUUUUUUUUCAAAUACUGUUGUCUUUGUAUAAAAUUGUGUGUAAAUGAGAGGGUAUUUGUUUGA